AGAGAGAGAGAGAGAGAGAGAGAGAGAGAGACAGAGAGAGAGAGAGAGAGAGAGAGAGACAGACAGACAGACAGAGAUGGAAAUAACGAAGGUGCUUCACAUGAAUGGUGGAGUUGGGGAAACAAGCUACACUAACAACUCUUCGAUUCAGAGAAAGGUUACAUCGAUGACAGGGCCCAUUGCGGAGGAAGCCAUAACCGCCCUCUACUCAAGCAUCUCACCUAGCCCAUCAACCCUCGCGAUAGCGGAUCUGGGGUGCUCUACAGGCGCGAACGCAUUAUUUGCAGUCUCUGAGCUGAUCAAAGCUGUGGAGAACAUGAGACACAAUAAUAAUGAGCCUCACGCAUACCAGAUCUUCUUAAAUGACCUUCCGGGAAACGACUUCAACACUGUCUUCAGGACACUGCCAAAAUUUCAAAAGGAGAACGGCCGGUGUUUCUUUGCCGGGGUUCCCGGCUCCUUCUAUGACAGACUGUUCCCCAACAAAUUUUUACAUUUUAUUCACUCUUCGUAUAGUCUCCAAUUUCUCUCUCAGGUUCCUGAGGGAAUAGAGUGCAACAAAGGGAACAUAUCCAUGGCGAGCACUAGUCCUCCGAGUGUAAUUGAUGCUUAUCACCGACAGUUUCAGAAUGAUUUCUUGGCAUUCCUAAAGUAUCGUGCACAGGAGCUGGUGCCGGGAGGACGCAUGGUCAUAACGUUCGUGGGCAGACGAGGCAAGGAUCCAUGGAAUCCAGAGUGGGAGCUCCUGGCAGCGGCUUUCAAUGAGAUGGUCUCGGAGGGACUAAUUGAAGAGGAGAAGGUGGACGUGUUCAAUAUCCCACAUUACAAACCCUGCCCUUCAGAUGUGGAGGCAGAGGUAUUGAAAGAAGGGUCUUUCUCCAUCAACCGUCUGGAGGUCUCGGGACUGGAUUGGAUUGCUAUCGAUAAGGAAUUUGGUCAAAGGAGCAACCGUGAGGACGAGGAGGUGGGAGGAUAUGGCACGAUGAGGUGCAUGAGAGCCGUUGCUGAACCCAUGUUGAUCAGCCACUUUGGUGAAGGGAUCAUGGAGGACUUGUUCCAUCGCUACAGGCUUCUGAUCAUCCAACAAAUCGCGAAGGAGAAAACCGAGCUCAUCAAUGUCACUGUCUCGCUCACAAGGAGGCCAGCAUGAGAGAACAAGAAUUGAAGAUUAUGAAUUGCAGCGCUCUAUCGCGAGCCUUUAUAAUGGAACUUUGCUUAUCCGGUACCACCAAUAAAACUCUGUGUGUGUUUUCUUUUGCAUUUUCAGUUGGUUACAAGGGAGAGCCAGAUUAGAAGGUGAAGGGGAAAUUAGGGGGCUCGAAAAUUCUCAGAAAUGAGAAUAAGACUGAGAAUCUCUUAAUCCCAUGAUAAGGGUGAUGUCACUUCAUUAAAUCCCCUUCUAAGUGUUUUUCUUUUCUUUUCCCUUGUUCUUGUUAUAAUUUCUUCUAUGAAAGAUUCCAUUCUCUAGUGUGUUUUUUCUUUUCUUUUCCCUUGCUCUUGUUGUAAUUUCUUCUAUGAAAAAUGGCAGUGUAUUAAUGCACCGGUCGAUUUCCCUGCUUC
This is a messenger RNA of Punica granatum (pomegranate), 1560 nucleotides long. The record is from RefSeq and is a predicted model, not a curated record. NCBI's taxonomy places the organism in Eukaryota, Viridiplantae, Streptophyta, Magnoliopsida, Myrtales, Lythraceae.